Messenger RNA from Penicillium brasilianum, 675 nucleotides. Lineage: Eukaryota; Fungi; Ascomycota; Eurotiomycetes; Eurotiales; Aspergillaceae. The record is from the annotation of a GenBank genome assembly.
AUGGGCGAGGAACAACGGGUGAACUACUCCUCGCCGUCGGACGGGGGUAAGACGUUGAUUAUCGUCUGUGUGGUGCUGUCUGUUUUCCAGAUCGUCUUUGUGGCCGCGCGGUUCUAUACGCGCUACAUGCAGCGGAUGAGAUGUGGACUCGACGACUAUGUUAUGCUAAUUGCCUUGGCUGGAAGCUUGGCCAAGGCAAUCCUUUUUAUCGUCUUGGUUGAACUCGCAGGACUCGGGUAUCAUAUCAAGAACCUAACCCACCCAGAGGAGAAAGUAGCUCUCGUGCGCAAGUUCUUCUUCGUCCUCGAACUUCUCGACUUUCCUCUCUGCAUAACCCCCGCCAAAAUCUCUAUCCUCCUCUUCUACAUCCGGAUCUUCUGCAUCCGCAAAUUCCAGAUUCUCGUCUACCUCGUCGGAUCUCUAGUCCUAGCCAUCGGCAUCACAGUCUUUUUCCAAACCAUUUUCCAAUGCUCACCGGUCUCCUAUGGCUGGAAUCCUACCGUCGGUCAUGGAACUUGCAUCGAUCAGACUCUAUUCUAUGAAUAUAUCUCGCCUUUCAACAUUUUGACGGGUAUUUUGAUACUUGUCUUGCCGUUGCCGUUCGUAUGGAAGUUGCAGGCGCCGAAGGCGCAGAAGGUGGCGCUGACCAUAGUGUUCUUUCUGGGUGGACUGUGA